GUGUACGUAGCCUGAGUCUGAAUUAAAGACUCACCUGAAUGCUUUUCUGCCUGUGACUUCUACCCAUACUUAGCUUUAGUCUUAAUUCUACUCAUUACUCUGGAAAUUGGCUCUUAUAUGUCAGCACCCUCUGCAGGAUAUCCCAUUACUACCAUGCCAGGAACAAGCCAUGUUACAUUAACAUGAAAGGUAGUAAUGAAAAAUUCUAGGAAUUUAGAGAGAGAAAGAAAAGAAAGACCAUAACUGAACAAGCAAUUUCCUUUGUUUUUAGCAGAGUGAAUUUCCAAGAAGUUCUGAAAACAAGAGUAUUGGCUGUAGCCUUGGCAGUUGUUGUUCAUUAGUGAACUUGAGCUGUUUGGGAGGAAACAGUUUGCUCUAUGGGCUGCUGCUGUUGCAGCUGAUUUUGGUUUCCAUGCUAUGGGGACACAAAUAGCAGCGGCAGCAGCAGCAGAGAGAAGGGGCCAUUCACAUUCAUAUCACUUACCACUCCUCAUCAGGCAGCUGCUUGCUUACUUAGAACCUGAGGUCACUGUUCUGUUCCUGAAGUUACAGCAGUCUUUUCAUUAAACAAGACAAGACAUCAGUGAUACACAGGUAAUGAUUAACUGAAGAUCAUGACAAGCCCCUGGACAACGUGUUGCAAUAAAAAGAACAAACCCAAGAAUGGAUUGCAUGAAUUGGAUUCAGUGGCAGAGAACAAGAAGGAAAAAAUGCAGAUGAAACAAGAAAUCACCUUGCUUAAUGGCAUUUCGUUAAUAGUAGGGAACAUGAUUGGCUCUGGAAUAUUCGUAUCUCCCAAGGGUGUUCUGAUGUACAGUGGUUCAUAUGGAAUCUCACUCCUUCUCUGGGCCCUUGGUGGGAUCUUUUCAUUGUUUGGAGCAUUGUGUUAUGCUGAACUGGGGACAUCCAUUAUUAAAUCAGGAGCAAGCUAUGCCUAUAUUCUAGAAGCUUUUGGGGGCUUUAUAGCCUUUAUCAGACUGUGGUCUUCCUUGCUCAUUAUUGAACCAACAACUCAGGCUGUGAUAGCCAUCACUUUUGCUAAUUAUAUUGUUCAGCCGAUAUUUCCAUUCUGUGAGCCACCCUAUGGAGCAGUUAGGUUGAUUGCGGCUGCCUGCAUCUGCUCCCUGACGUUUAUUAACUGUGUCAAUGUGAAGUGGGGAACUAGAGUACAAGAUCUUUUCACGUAUGCCAAAGUAAUGGCCCUUAUUAUGGUCAUAGCUGUGGGUCUUUACAAAAUUAGCCAAGGAGAAACUGAAAAUCUCAAGGAGCCAUUUGAAGGCUCAACAACAGAUGCAGGAUUCAUUGCUCUUGCUCUCUACUCAGCCCUUUUUUCCUACUCUGGAUGGGAUACAUUGAAUUUUGUCACAGAAGAAAUGAAAAACCCAGAAAGGAACUUGCCACUUUCCAUUGCUGUUUCAAUGCCAAUUGUGACGAUCAUUUACCUGCUGACUAACGUGGCCUACUAUGUCGUGCUGGACAUGCCUGCUCUGUUAGCGAGUGAUGCUGUGGCUGUGACUUUUGGAAAUGAAACUCUUAGCCAUGCUAAGUGGAUCAUCCCUAUUGCAGUGGCUAUGUCUUGUUAUGGAGGAUUAAACUCAUCAAUUAUUGCAGCUUCCAGGCUUUUUUAUGUUGGAGCCAGAGAAGGACACCUCCCCGAUAGUCUGAGCUUGAUUCAUAUAAAAUGUUUCACACCUGUCCCUGCUCUUCUUUUUAAUGGAUUAAUGACUUUGAUUUAUCUCCUUGUGGAAGAUGUCUUCCUCCUGAUCAAUUACUAUUGCUUCAGCUAUUGGUUCUUUGUUGGGUUAUCCAUUGCAGGAUUAAUAUACUUAAGAUAUACCCAGCCAGACAGGCCAAGGCCCAUUAAACUCAGCCUCUUCUUCCCCAUUGUGUAUUGCUUAUGCACCGUUUUCCUAGUCAUAAUUCCUCUCUACAGUGAUACAAUCAAUUCCAUUAUUGGAAUUGGUAUAGCGCUCUCUGGAAUUCCUGCUUAUUUUUUGGGAGUCUAUUUACCAGUUGAAAAGAGACCUAAGUACCUCCAAUGGCUUUCAGCAACAACCACAAAAUAUGUCCAGAUGCUGUUCUGUUGCUGUCUGACUGACUUGGAUAUUGAAACAGAGACAUCAGAAACCAAAACCAAGUAGAAUUAUUUGGACAUUUCCUCCACUUGAAGCAUCCAGUGUCACUGGGAAUACUAUUUUGUGCUCUUGGGCCAUGCCAAGGCAUGUGCAAUUGUACUGUGCAUCAUUUUGAUGUUUCUUAAUCUGUGCUGCAUUAUUAGCCUUUCCUUUGUCUGAUUGCCAGUUCAUGAGGACUUCUUCAUGCUGAUUCAAUAGCUGGUAAUUAUACACUAUUUGAAAAAUACAAGAUACAACAUAUAGAAACAAGCACUUAAUAAGUGCUAGUUUUUAAAGAGCUUUAUUAUAAAUGUCUCCAAGUUGCCAAUUGAAAAUAGAGGCCUGGGAAGGAAAACGUAAAUUUAUGUCAAGAGGAGGAACUAAAAAUAUACACAUUUCCAACUUCAACACUUUCCUCAAAAGGGCAUAUGAAAAAACUUGCACUGUAAACAUUUAGUUCUAAGGAACUCUAGAGCUGUAAUCCUAUACCCAAUUAUCUGGCAGUAAGUCACAGUUAAUCGGAUUUCUGAACAGACCUGUAUAAGAUUGUGCUGCAAGCCUUUUACAGAGAGAGUGUACAAAUUUAUUUCAUUCAGUGCUGGUUAAAUACAAGUAAUAAUAUUACAGUCUGAUCUAUGGUGAAACACAUUCUGGCAAUGGCCCAUAGAAAUCAGUAGAAGGAUAUCAAUGGUAUAGAAAGGCGGUAUCCUGUGCUCUUGAAUUGAUGUGUUGCACCAAGACCUUGCCUUACUCCAGUAGUAGCCAUCUUGGUGCCCUCCAGAAGUUGUUCAGCUUCAACUCCCGUCAGCCCCAUCCUGCAUGGCCAAUGGUCAAGGAUCAUGAGAGUUGUAGUCCAGUAUUAACUGGAGGGCACCACAUUGGCUACUCCUGCCUUACUCCAUUGCAGGGUACCAUUGUAUUACAAAACAAGGCAUGUUCAGUGGAGAUCUGGUCUGUUAGCAGCUCCUUCAGCAGAAUACAAAGGACUGUAAAAGCAGCAUAGUGUUCUAUUGUGGAUUUAAUAGUAUUCAGGAUUUAUAAUACUUUUUCUUAUGAAGUAUAAUUAAAAUGUGUGGCUCAGCUUGAUGUCUCUGCCCACAUGCCAAGCUUAAGGUGCCUCUUUAGAAACAUUGGGGCAUGACUUUAUAUUACCACAGCUAAAGGAGCUCAUCAUGUUGUUUGUGAUAAAGAGGGGAACGUCUGGCCCUCCAGAUGUUGCUGAACUACAACUCCCAUCCCCAGUGGCCAGGGAUGAUGGGAGGUAGUUCAGCAACGUCUGGAGGGCCAAAGGUUUCCCACACCUGAUCUAUGCCAAACAACUACCAAUUUUCCUUCUGAACAAGCAACUGCCUAAUCUUAUGUGCACAAAACAUAAGAUAAUCAACUUUUUCCCCUUCCAGCAUUUUAUAUUACAAGCCACGCAUGUGUAUUGCAGUAGAGAAGGAUGAAGGCCUGUUAAAUAUGCUUCUGUUCUGAAUAAAC
Molecule: messenger RNA, 3596 nt
Organism: Rhineura floridana
Lineage: Eukaryota; Metazoa; Chordata; Lepidosauria; Squamata; Rhineuridae
Product: Y+L amino acid transporter 2-like
Exons: 10
Coding region: 615-2141 (508 amino acids)
Biological process (GO): amino acid transmembrane transport
Cellular component (GO): membrane
Molecular function (GO): L-amino acid transmembrane transporter activity
Source: RefSeq, a predicted model, not a curated record